This is a messenger RNA of Trichoplusia ni (cabbage looper), 945 nucleotides long. RefSeq names its product trypsin-like. Gene Ontology annotation, biological process: proteolysis. The record is from RefSeq and is a predicted model, not a curated record. Bases 61 to 909 code for a protein of 282 amino acids. The transcript has a single exon. NCBI's taxonomy places the organism in Eukaryota, Metazoa, Arthropoda, Insecta, Lepidoptera, Noctuidae. Gene Ontology annotation, molecular function: serine-type endopeptidase activity.
UUUCAUUCAACUUUAUUCACUUUACUAAGACGCGUUUGAAAACUUGUGAUUAAAUUAAUAAUGUGUUCUAAAGUAUUUCAAAUUUUGGUGGUAUUUACAAUGCUUUGCAUGGGCAAGGGUCAGCCAGGUUUAAGAAUCAUUGGUGGCAAAGAUGCUGAGGAAAAAGAGUACCCAUUCGUAGUGCGACUGCAAAUCUUACUUACUAUUCUUGACACAAACACAGAUUAUCGUUUUCAUGUCUGUACAGGUGCUCUUAUAGCUCCCACUUGGACAGUCACAGCUGCACACUGCGAACCAGAGGAAAUUAUUACAGAAUCCUACACGCAAGUGCCUUACAUAUUGGCUGGAACUGUCACUGACGCGUUGAUGAAAUUCAAAGACGCAGCAAAAUUAGUAAAAAAGUUUAUCAUACACCCCUCAAAUCGUAUCAUUGUAAUCGAAGUGCGUAAUGAUAUAGCCUUGAUAAAGAACGAGGCGGUCACUUUGCCACAGUACGCUCGUGUCAGUGCUAUAGGUGCUACGACUCUGAUUGGAUUGGAAGCUACUGCCACUGGUUACGGAAUCACAAAUGAAUCGUUUUUGGUUGGCGAUGCAACUACGCUACAUAAACCUUUACAAACUUUGGACGUGUUAGUGGUUCAGUGUGGAGAAGUUCAACGGGAAAUGUUAUUUCCACGACUUUGUGUCGCCAGGCGGUGCAGACACUCGGCCGGUCUGUGUCCUGGAGACUCCGGUGGGCCCUUACUCCACGCUUCAGGUGUAAUCGGCGUCAACACCCUUGGUCCUCAGCAGCUGGAAAGAUUUUGUGCCAACCAACCAACGGACCCAAUUUAUGACGUUGCCGCCAUAACUCCAAUUGAUUCGUUCAUUGGUUGGAUAAGAAACACGAUGGAACAAGACAGUUUGUAAUUCGAUCUGUAACUUAGAAUAAAUAUGUUUUCUGAC